Messenger RNA from Rotaria socialis, 774 nucleotides. The record is from the annotation of a GenBank genome assembly. NCBI's taxonomy places the organism in Eukaryota, Metazoa, Rotifera, Eurotatoria, Philodinida, Philodinidae.
AUGGACGAUCGCGAUAAAAUAAUUAUUGCUGUUGUAUUUGGUAUAGUUGGUGCUAUAUCAAUAAUUGUAAUUAUUUGUUUAAUAAUUUGGUUUAUUGUUCGUCAUAAAUCAAAUUCAAAAAAUCACACUAAAAAUCCUUCUAUACCACAUCGGCAGCAGUAUGAACGUUCACAAAAUAUAUCUCUAACGAAGUACAAUAGCAAUAAACAACGAAAAAGAAAACGAAGAUUUAAUACAAACGAUUCGGCAAUUUCGUUUUCAUUCAAUCCACCACAUUUAAUCAAUCAAAAUGUCAAAAAUUUAGAUAAAUUAGCUCCUCUUGAAUCUUCAUUCACAACAAAUCUAUGGCAUCCUGAAGACACAUCACCAGCGGGAAAAGUUGAUAAUUUUGAUCGUUGUUAUAUUAAUUCAACAAGCGAAGCUGCUCAUAUACCAUCGUCUCUAUCUACUUCGAUAUCUCAUCCAAUCAAAGAUCUUCAAUGUUAUCAACAAUUAAACGCCUUACAGUUUCAUUUUUUAAAUGAACUCAAUCGAGGUAUAGUUACAAGACAAGGACAACCACCAAUGAAUCCUAUAAAAUAUUCUCAAAGUUGUCGACAACCAACUGACCUAUUACCAUUCGAUUAUUUUCGUUCAAUAACAUCAUCGAUUAUACUAACAAAUGACGAUUCACUAGAAAAGAAUCCUAUUCAAACACCGAAAUAUUCAAAUGCAACACUAAUGCGUAGAGCACAUUUAGCAAAACUCAGAGAUGAUACUGCUAUUCUGUAUUAA